This is a messenger RNA of Ctenopharyngodon idella (grass carp), 2313 nucleotides long. RefSeq names its product deleted in malignant brain tumors 1 protein-like. Bases 1 to 2313 code for a protein of 770 amino acids. Lineage: Eukaryota; Metazoa; Chordata; Actinopteri; Cypriniformes; Xenocyprididae. The transcript has 7 exons. The record is from RefSeq and is a predicted model, not a curated record. Gene Ontology annotation, cellular component: membrane.
AUGCUGUAUGGCCUGGUCAACCUCCCCUCUGUAUUCCAGGACUUCAUGUGUGAGGUGCCCCGGGAAUUUCUCCUUCGAUCUGUUGUGGUCUACAUCGACGACAUCUUGAUCUACUCCCGGAGCCUAAGCGAACAUCACCAACAUGUUGCGGAGGUCCUCCAAGGACUUUGUGAAUUCAACCUCUUCCUCAAAGCUGAGAAGUGUCAAUUCCAUCAGUCUGAGAUCCAGUUCUUCAGUUACAUCGUCAAGGAGAACGGUAUCGCCAUAGACGAGAGGAAGGUGGAAGCUAUCCGCAACUGGCCCAUUCCCAAAACUGUGAAAGAACUUCAAAGAUUCCUUGGUUUCGAUAACUUCUAUCACCGCUUCAUUCUCUACUACAGCUCCAUUGUCAGUCGACUCACAUCCCUUCUCCAUGGAUGCACAACUGUCAUUGGCACUGACAUCAGACUGGUGAAUGGCAGUGACUUCUGUUCUGGACGAGUGGAGGUUCUCUAUAAUGGAACAUGGGGAACAGUGUGUGAUAAUGGCUGGGAUCUGUCAGAUGCUGCAGUGGUGUGUAGAGAGAUGGGAUGUGGGAAUGUGAUAGAGGCAAAGAGUUCUGCUUAUUUUGGACAAGGAUCAGGACAGACAUGGAUGGAUGAUGUAAAGUGUGCUGGGAAUGAGUCUACACUAAAAACCUGUAGGACACCUGGAUGGGGAAGACAUAACUGUGGACAUCAUGAAGAUGCUGGAGUCAUCUGCAACUCUGUCAGGUUGGUAAACGGCAGUGACUCCUGUUCUGGACGAGUGGAGGUUCUCUAUAAUGGAACAUGGGGAACAGUGUGUGAUGAUGGCUGGGAUCUGUCAGAUGCUGCAGUGGUGUGUAGAGAGAUGGGCUGUGGGAAUGUGAUAGAGGCAAAGAGUGAAGCUUAUUUUGGACAAGGAUCAGGACAGAUAUGGAUGGAUGAUGUAAAUUGUGCUGGCACUGAGUCCUCAAUAAAGAACUGUAGGACACCUGGAUGGGGAAGACAUGACUGUGAGCAUUAUGAAGAUGCUGGAGUCAUCUGCAACUCUAUAAAGCUGGUUAAUGGCAGUGACUCCUGUUCUGGACGAGUGGAGGUUCUCUAUAAUGGAACAUGGGGAACAGUGUGUGAUGAUGGCUGGGAUCUGUCAGAUGCUGCAGUGGUGUGUAGAGAGAUGGGAUGUAGGAAUGUGAUCGAGGCAAAGAGUGAAUCUUAUUAUGGACAAGGAUCAGGACAGAUAUGGAUGGAUGAUGUAAAGUGUGCUGGGAAUGAGUCCUCACUAAGGCACUGUAGGACAUCUGGAUGGGGAAUACAUGACUGUGGACAUCAUAAAGAUGCUGGAGUCAUCUGCAACUCAGUCAGGUUGGUAAACGGCAGUGACUCCUGUUCUGGACGAGUGGAGGUUCACUAUAAUGGAACAUGGGGAACAGUGUGUGAUGAUGACUGGGAUCUGACAGAUGCUGCAGUGGUGUGUAGAGAGAUGGACUGUGGGAAGGUGAUAGAAGCAAAGAGUGCUGCUUAUUUUGGACAAGGAUCAGGACAGAUAUUGAUGGAUGAUGUUCAGUGUUCUGGGAAUGAAUCUACACUAAAAAACUGUUCAUCAAAUGGAUGGGGAGUACACAACUGUAGUCAUCAAAAAGAUGCCGGAGUCAUCUGCCAAUCUGUCAGGUUGGUGAAUGGCAGUGACCCCUGUUCUGGACGAGUGGAGGUUCUCUAUAAUGGAACAUGGGGAACAGUGUGUGAUGAUGACUGGGAUCUGUCAGAUGCUGCAGUGGUGUGUAGAGAGAUGGGAUGUGGGAAUGUGAUUGAGGCAAAGAGUGGUGCUUAUUUUGGACAAGGAUCAGGACAGAUAUGUAUGGAAGAUGUAAAUUGUGCUGGCACUGAGUCCUCACUAAAAACGUGUUGGACAAGUGGAUGGGGAAUACAUGACUGUGAGCAUUAUGAAGAUGCUGGAGUCAUCUGCAACUCUAUAAAGCUGGUUAAUGGCAGUGACUCCUGUUCUGGACGAGUGGAGGUUCUCUAUAAUGGAACAUGGGGAACAGUGUGUGAUGAUGGCUGGGAUCUGUCAGAUGCUGCAGUGGUGUGUAGAGAGAUGGGAUGUAGGAAUGUGAUCGAGGCAAAGAGUGAAUCUUAUUAUGGACAAGGAUCAGGACAGAUAUGGAUGGAUGAUGUAAAGUGUGCUGGGAAUGAGUCCUCACUAAGGCACUGUAGGACAUCUGGAUGGGGAAUACAUGACUGUGGACAUCAUAAAGAUGCUGGAGUCAUCUGCAACUGUGAGUUUAAAACAUUCAUAAUUGAAGCACAAAUUUAA